This is a messenger RNA of Poecilia latipinna (sailfin molly), 4227 nucleotides long. Its product is annotated as adhesion G-protein coupled receptor G2-like. Gene Ontology annotation, molecular function: G protein-coupled receptor activity. The transcript has 26 exons. The record is from RefSeq and is a predicted model, not a curated record. Gene Ontology annotation, cellular component: plasma membrane. Gene Ontology annotation, biological process: cell surface receptor signaling pathway; adenylate cyclase-activating G protein-coupled receptor signaling pathway. Bases 417 to 3617 code for a protein of 1066 amino acids. Lineage: Eukaryota; Metazoa; Chordata; Actinopteri; Cyprinodontiformes; Poeciliidae.
CAACUCCAACAACUCCAGCGCUAAGAAGCAACGGUCCAACAACUCCAACAACUCCAGCGCUAAGAAGCAACGGUCCGACAACUCCAACAACUCCAACAACUCCAGCACUAAGAAGCAACGGUCCGACAACUCCGACAACUCCAACAACUCCAGCUCUAAGAAGCAACACUCCAACCACAGUGACAACAACUACAGCGUCACAAAGCAACAGUCCAGCCACAACUACACCAAGUCCCAUCUUGUCACAUUUGAUCACCAGCCUGUCAACUUUAUUGCCUGAGUUAACGCAGUCAACUAUUCUAAGUCUGAAUCCUCAAGCCUCGCCUUCAGGACUGGCAAGGAGGAAGCGUGCUGUCCCCCAGAACAGCGACAGUUUGACGCAAAGCAGCAAUGACACGGCUUUGGUUUUUCAAGGAAUGGAAGUGUCCUGCUCUACAAAAACUGCUAUAAGUCAUACCAAGUGCACCAUCAUGCUUGGGCUGAGUCACAAAAUACCAUCAUGCUGCAUCCUCCAAACGCUCUGUGCAGCCAGCAAACGUUCCUCCGACAUCCAUGUGGUGGGAAACAGGAUAGACGAACAGAAUCGGCUUCAAAACGAGUGCGGCGGUAACUUAGAGGAGCCAAACAGCUGCAUAUAUUCUGGUCCGCUGGGCGCGUCAUGUGUGGAGUCUGGGCCUGCAUAUGUCAUUCCACCAAUAAACUUAAAAGACUGUGUGACAGAGAACAGUUGUAGCUGCUCUUCCUACUGCAACAGAUCUGAUGCGUUCUACACUUUUUCCAUUUCACUACAAGACCCAACAAUGAACUCUUCAUCUCUUUCAUCUCUGAUUUCAACUCUGGCACAACGACCAAACUGCUCCAUCAGUACAAAUGUUACAUGUCAAUCCUUGGCCAUGGUUGCGUCUGAAUACAGGAGUGCCAGUGUGGACUGUGAAAUGAGUGGAACAAAGCUGAGUUGCAGAGUGAUAUUAGGUUUUGCACGGGAAGUCUCAAUUUGUUCAGUGGCAGAAGCUGUUUUAAAUGUGUUUCUGCUUGAAGAAAAGAUCCAGUAUGACGGGCAAGUGAGACGAGCAGCAAUUUGUGGAAGCGCAGAAGUUAAUGCCAACUCACUCAACUUCCAGUUCAAUUAUACUGAUAGUGAAAUAAGCCCAGAUGACUUUUGUGCCGAAAUAGAGGAAUCUAACCUCCUCACAUGCCAAACUGGAGAAAAUGUUGUUGUACAUUUGAAAGAGCAAUGUGUUGCAUCUACCACAACUAGCCCAAAUGUGACAAUUAGUCCCAACGUGACUAGCCUAAAUACAACAGCUAGCCCAAAUGUUACUAGCUUAAAUACGACAGCUAGCCCAAAUGUUACUAGCUUAAAUACAACAGCUAGCCCAAAUGUUACUAGCCUAAAUACAACAGCUAGCCCAAAUGUGACACUUAGCCAAAAUGCCACAAUUCCUAUAAACUCGACAAUUGGCCCAAAUGUGACAAUCAUUACGAAUGUGACAACAGUGAAACCAACAGUACAACCAAACAACAACAACAACACAUUGACUCCAACAACAACCCCAAACACACAACAGAACACAACACGGGCCCCAUCAGUGCCCACAACUGCUGCUGGAGGGAAACCGUCAUCAAACACAACUAGAAGCACAACAAGUGGAUUUGUUUCUGUGACCACCUCAGUGAGUUCAACAGGAAAUGGAACAGCUGAAAGCCAAGCCAAAGACCUUCUUGCACUGGCUCAAGACGUGUCAAAACUGACCGCAGAGCAGAUAGAUCAGCUGGUGUCACAGCUGGAGAAGCUUCUGGCAGGCCCGACUGUCAGCAAGGAGCUGGGAGACGUCUCCGUCAACAUCGUUAGCAAUCUGUUGGACGCUUCACCCGACAAGCUGUCGAGCUCCUCUGACAGGAUUAUUGGGAUUGUUGACACGGUGGGAUUAAAGUUGGUGAUUGGAAACACCGCUGAGAAUCUGCUGUACCCUUCUUUGGCUGUCUCUGUGAAACCAGCAGAUGGCGCCAACUUUCAGGAGACAGUUUUUUCCAUCUUAGAUCCAACUAAUGUACAGGUUCGGGGGAAUCCAAGGUUGAAAAGGAGCGCAUUAAAGGACUCCUCCAUCCCUCAGGGCUCCAUUACUCUUCCUCCUUCACUCACUCAAAAUCUAACCGCUGAGGAACAAAAGCUGGUCUCCAGGCUCCAGUUCAAUUUCUACCAGAAGAGCUCAGUCUUUAAGGAUGACUCAUUAGGACAACGCAAACUUAACAGUGGGAUCUUGGGAGCAAGCGUGGCCAAUCUGUCAAUCAAAGGAUUACAGGAAAGUGUUGUAAUUCGCCUGAGAAACACGGAACCUGUUCCAGCUAAUUUUGUGGCAGUGUGUGUUUACUGGGACUUUACAUAUAACAAAGGUGCAGGUGGCUGGAACUCAGAUGGCUGCUUUGUCAAAGAAACCAACGACAAUGAGACAGUUUGUGGCUGCAACCAUUUAACCAGCUUUGCUAUUUUACUGGACAUUUCCAGAGAGACUGUUACCAGUCGUGCUCAGGCCACCAUCCUCACCUUCAUCACAUAUAUAGGUUGUGGACUUUCUGCCAUCUUCCUGUCCGUAACUCUCCUCACUUACUUGGCAUUUGGAAAGCUGCGUAAAGACAUCCCAUCCAAAAUUCUGAUCCAGCUUUGCCUGGCUCUUCUGCUGCUCAACCUGGUCUUCCUGGUGGAUGCCUGGCUGGCUCUUUAUCCCAAAGCCGUGGGCCUCUGCAUUUCCACGGCCUGGUUCCUUCACUACUUCCUGCUGGUUUCCUUCACCUGGAUGGGGCUUGAGGGCGUCCACAUGUACUACGCGCUCGUGAAAGUCUUCAAUGACAACAUAUCCCACUACAUGCUGAAGUUCUCGCUGGUGGGCUGGGGAGUCCCAAUGCUCGUGGUCAUCAUUGUGAUUGCGAUUGACAAAAACAACUACGGCCUCAUGUCCUAUGGAAAGUUUUCAGAUGGAACAAGUGACGACUUCUGCUGGAUAAGAAACGACAUCGCUUUCUACGUGGCAGUUGUGGCCUACUUCGGUGUGAUUUUCAUUUUCAACAUCAUCAUGUUUGGUGUGGUCUUAGUCCAGUUGCACCGGAUAAAAAAACAAAAUCCUCAUAACAACAAGCACCGCAGCACGGCGCAGGACGCACGCAGCUUGAUCGGGAUCACCCUCCUCCUAGGUCUCACGUGGGGAUUUGCCUUUUUUGCGUGGGGUCCUGUUAAUCUGGCAUUUAUGUACCUCUUUGCCAUCUUUAAUUCCCUGCAAGGAUUCUUCAUAUUUGUGUUCCACUGUGCGGCGAAAGAAACCGUCAGAAGGCAGUGGAGGACCUACCUGUGCUGCGGCAAUAUGAGACUCCCAGAAAACUCAGAAUGGAGUCGGACUGCAACACAGAAAACCGCAAAGAAGUCUCCUCUGACCUCCUUUACGUCCUCACAAAGCAGUCGGCCGUCCAGAUCCACUUUUCUGCCCAGUACGCCAUCAGGGCAGAUGAACGGCAUUGGAAAUCCACUUGAAGACAGAAUAAUUACAGCUGACGAAGAACCGAGGACAGAUGUGAUUCUCAACGAGAUCAACAGACAGCAGCUCCGGAGUCGACGGGGGUCCUGACCCACAGAGAGCAGCCCGUUAACUGCCUGUAUAAAAUGUAAUUUACCAGAAAAUAUUUACGCAUUGUUCAUUUCCGUCACAUGUAUUAGUUGACUGAUUUCUAAGAAAUUCUAAGUCUAAAGUUGAUUUUUUUAAAACAUUAAAGCUAUUUUUUGUGCUUAUUUUUACAUAAUCUUUAUUUAAUAUACAUAUUUAUUUACCUUCAGAUAACAUUUUAAUGUGCAUCUUAGAUUUAAUGAUCUUAUGCACCUUACAUCUAUUGCUUUCAAAAAGCAAAUUAAAGUUCAUAUAGCAAUAAAUAAACUACGUUUUAUGUCAUUGAAGUAUUUGUGAUUUAUGGAUUUCCUUUUUCAAAUCUGACACCGAGAUAUGCCUUUAGAUAAUCCAAUAACGGCACAUUUUAAAAUCCCACACAUAUCCAAAAAGUUCUAUCAUAUUAAACAGUUGAAAUAUGAAUGCCCAAAGUUAAAUAUUUGCCAAAAAAGGGCAAUCCGAGUCAUGUUGGUCAACCGACUUCAAGUUUUUUUAUUCUGCUGCUGUAAAUCACCAACACUGAAACAGUGGAUAAAUCACUCAAAUCUCCCUUUACCCGCUUGUUAAUCAAAUAGUA